CCAUCCACUAAUUAUUAUUAUUUCAGAUUGACGAAUGGCCAAGCCUAUUUUUUUAUUUUAAUUUUUCUACGAUUUUAUUAAUUAAUAUUGUAAUUUGAGAAGACAAAUUAUCAAAUAUGGUUGUCAAAAUAUACAUAAGUGGUAUUUCCGGAAACAAGGAGGUGAAGAAGAGACAACAACGUGUAUUGAUGAUACUAGAUUCUAAAAACAUAAAAUAUGAUGUCAUUGACAUAACGGAACCAGGAAGAGAGACUGACAAAGAUUUCAUGCAAAACAAUUCUAAGUCGAAUGGUGGUACAGUGAGCGAUCCAAAUCCGCGUUCGCCUUUACCUCCUCAGAUUUUCAACGAUGAAGAGUACUGUGGGGACUAUGAUCAGUUUGAUCUAGCAAAUGAGGUAGACACUUUGGAGCAAUUCUUAAAAGUGGAAGUGCCACCUGAAGACCCACCAGCACCAGAGACUGAACCGGAAAAGGUGGUUAAUGGAGAUGUUGAAAAGCCAGCUGAAGAUACCGAAUCAAAAGAAAACACACAAGAUUCAGAAGCUGGUGAUGGCGAUAAAGCAGAUGAAAGUGCUGAGGCUGAGGUCAAAGAGAAGACUCCCAGUAGGGAGGCCACUCCUGCUGACAGGGUCGCCUCAAAAGAACCCUCUCCUGCCAAGGAAGAUGAUGAAGAACAACCUGCUAAGGAAGCAUCUCCAGCCAAGGAGGCCUCGCCAGCAAAGGAGGGCUCUCCAGCUAAGGAAGCAUCUCCAUCCAAGGAGGCGUCUCCAGAGAGGCAAAAGUCUGUUGAGAAAGAAGAAACCCCAAUCGAAAAAGAAAGUUCUCCAGAAAAAGAAUCCCAGGUAGAGUCUAAGCCAUCGACAAAGGAGAAUACUCCAGAAAAAGAUGAAUCUGUCAAUGAAAAUGGUACUGUAAGUUCUCGUGAGCAAUCUGAGGAGAAAGAAGCCACAGAUGUUGUGGAAAGCAAAAAAGAUAACCCUUCAGAAGCUCUAAUCGCAAGCGAGCAAGCUGCUUCUGCGGAAUAAACGACUGGACUUUAAUCUUUGCUUCUCAGCUCAAAUUAAGCCCCAUUAGCACUAAGCGAGCACUAUUCAUUAAGUCUGUUCUGUUAUUUAUGAUGCAUCUCUCACUUCUUUGAUAUAAUUAGUCAUUGUAAAUAACACAAAGAAGAGUUUGUUGAGGACUUGUUUUAUGUGGCGAUGUACAGUUACAAAAGUGGCCUAUUUACACGAAGAUGUCAUUAUCAUUAGAUAUAUUAAUCAAUUUUAUAUGAAGUUCCAGAAUAAGAUUUCUAUUUAACAUUUUUAUCUUUCAUUAAGGCUUGUAUUAUUUUAAAGUAUUAAUAAUAUUCUUUUUUUUUACACAUUAAUGGACUUUUCUUUAGUCAAAAUUUUAUUUAUAAAAAGUAUUAAAAGUUAUUUAUACUUGUUAGAUUAAAAUGCUGUUAAGAGUGCUCUAUCACUGUUUU
This is a messenger RNA of Ostrinia furnacalis (Asian corn borer), 1468 nucleotides long. RefSeq names its product SH3 domain binding glutamate rich protein Sh3beta (gene Sh3beta). The transcript is spliced from 4 exons. The record is from RefSeq and is a predicted model, not a curated record. Gene Ontology annotation, cellular component: cytoplasm. The coding region runs from base 117 to 1025 and encodes 302 amino acids. Lineage: Eukaryota; Metazoa; Arthropoda; Insecta; Lepidoptera; Crambidae.